Phalaenopsis equestris is the source of this 4191-nucleotide messenger RNA. Its product is annotated as disease resistance protein RGA2-like. NCBI's taxonomy places the organism in Eukaryota, Viridiplantae, Streptophyta, Magnoliopsida, Asparagales, Orchidaceae. Gene Ontology annotation, molecular function: ADP binding. The record is from RefSeq and is a predicted model, not a curated record. Gene Ontology annotation, biological process: defense response to other organism.
AACAUUAAAAUAUUUUUCAUCUUCUGCCUCGACGAGGAGACGACGAAGGCGGUGACGAACUCGGAGCUUAGUUUGGAAGACGAAGGGAGCUUGCUGGAAACCGACGGCCGACGGAUGUCCGGCGGAAACUCGAUCGGCGCCGACUGGAGCUCUACGAGGAAGGCUGAGUGAAAUUUCUGUAGAACUGACUACUCUUUAAGUUUCAGGAUUUCGCAUAUCGCAUUGGAAGUUCUGCUCUACCUUGAUCGGCGCCAUGGAAGAAUGGUUUGGUGGUCCAAUCAUGGAGAAGCUCGUCAGCACUGGCUUUGAGUACUUGAAACAUCAAGCCAGAUGGCAGACAGGCAUGAAGGAGGAGCUGGAAAGGUUGCGAGAGAAUUACCCCAAGAUCCAAGCCGUGGUCCUUGUUUCCAGCCAAGCACAGAUCACAGACCAAAACCCGGAUCUGAACAAAUGGCUAUGGCAGCUACGAGAUGCCAUAGAUGAAGCAGAUGAUGUGCUCGAUGAGUUUGAGUACAUGAAGCAUGAAAAUCAGCUGAACGAAAACAAGGAGAAAACAAAGCUGCGUUCCGCCAUGAGCUCCAUGAAGAAAGGAAUUGUUAAAAUUGGUAAACGUGCUCUCCAAAUUGAUCCCUUAUUGAAAAAACUGGAGGAGGUUGUGAAGAAGCUUGAUAGAGUAUCAGCUGAUGUUGGCAAUUUUCUUCAUCUUUUAGAAAGCACAAAGCAGGAGCAACAGGAGCAGUUGAUUGAUUUGUACAAAACACGUGAAACGGGAUCCUUGCCUAAAAAUGAUCUUAUUGGUCGAGUUAAAGAAAAAGAAUUUGUUAUGCAGUGGUUGAGGAAGCCAUCAAAUGAAAAUGAGACUCUUAGUACUAGCACUACUUCGUACGGGAGCAACAUUUCUCUUCUCUCUAUAGUGGGUCAUGGUGGUAUGGGGAAGACAACUCUCUUGCAACAUGUCUAUGAAGAUGAAAUCACAAGGGAAUUCAAUCUUAAAAUGUGGGUUUGCGUUUCCAAUAACUUUGAUGUGAAAAGAGUUUUUAGAGAUAUGCUGGAAUGUCUUAAAAUGAAGAAGCCUGAUUUGGAAUCACUUGAGGCACUUCAAAGAAGUCUUAAAUCUGAGGUGAUUGCCAAGAAGUUCUUACUUGUGCUUGAUGACAUUUGGGAGGAGUCAGAGGAGCAGGAUAAAAGCAAAUGGGAGAAUGUGCUCGCUCCUCUGAAUUAUGGAAGUUUGGGAAGUAAGAUUUUGGCAACAACUCGGAUGGACUCUGUUGCAUUGAUGAUUGCAAAGGUGAUUAAUAAGAAGAAGGAAACAUUUAGAUUGGAGGGCUUGGAGGAGGAUGUCUGUUUACAUCUCCUCAGCAAUCAUGCUUUUGCUAAUGUAGAGAAUCCUGAUGUUUAUCAUCCUAAAUUAAGAUCCAUAGCAGUUGAGAUUGUAAAAAAGGUUUAUGGAUCUCCGUUAGCAGCAAAGGUCAUGGGUGGUAUUUUGAAUUCUAACUUGGAUGAAAGGCAUUGGAUGAAAGUUUUAAAUAGUGAUAUUGGAAAUGGAGAAAUGGGCAAAAAUGAUAUAUUUCCGAUCUUAAGAUUGAGUUAUAUGUUUCUACCAAAGCCUCUACAAAAUUGUUUCUCAUUUUGUGGCAUGUUUGCGGAAGAUCAUUUGUUUGAUAAAAAUGAUUUAGUCCGAAUGUGGAUUGCUUUGGGUUUCAUUCAUACAUCUAAUGUUCGAGGAGGAGAUACUAUGAAGGAUAUUGGAAUAAGGUAUUUCGAGGUUUUGGUACAAAAAUCUUUUUUUCAGACUGAGGACUAUGGCAAUUAUUAUACGAUGCACGAUUUAUUACACGAAUUGGCACAAUCUAUUUCUGCACAGGAGUGCUUUAGAGUUAUGGGUGAUGAAAAGUUACUUCAUACAAUUCCUGAGAGUAUUCGACACUUAUCUAUUGAAACUAAAAAUUUAGAUGUGCUUAGAAAGGUGACAAAAUUUAGAAAAUUGCGUUCACUUCAUUUAACUUACUUAGUAGAUGAUCAAGAUUUUAUCUGUGUGCUCGGUGAAAUCUUCAAAGCAUCAAGAAGCAUACGUUUGUUAUAUAUACAUGCUCUAGACUUGAAAAUGAUGCCCGAGGCAAUUAAAUAUUUGAUACACCUUCGAUACUUAUGGCUUGAAUUUAAUCUCCUUCGGCUGCCAAGAUCUUUAAGUAGUCUAUCAAUUGCAAUUCAUGUCUGUGAUUUUUUUCCAAGAAUUAUUCUUUCUCAUGAUUUCUUACCAAGGGAUAUGAACAACCUUUUUAAUCUUCAUUAUCUGCAAUUACCCUGGGAUCACUUCCCUGGGUUGUAUGGGAUUGGUAAGUUAAACUCACUUGAAGAACUCGAUGGAUUUUAUGUUAAGAAAGAGGAAGGUUAUAGAAUUGGGGAGCUGGAGUAUAUGAAUAAACUUCAUCAAUUAAGAAUCAAACACGUGGAAAAUGUGAAGGAACCAAAAGAGGCUUGCAGUGCUAAAUUAUGUGAUAAAAAAAACCUUACGGAUUUGUCCUUGGAAUGGGGUGAUGCUCCUUACUUCCGUAGAGAGCGUAAAAUUUUAGAUCCCAACUUAGAUGAGAAGGUACUUGACAACCUUCAACCCCAUAACACCCUAAAGAAAUUGAGUAUAAAUGCAUACAUGGAUGCCGGGUCUGCAAUAUGGAUGAACAAGGCCCAUUUGAUCUCCAACCUAGAGUGCAUCGAACUGGAUAAGUGUUUGGAGUGGGAAACUCUUCCACCUUUUGGGCAGCUUCCCUUCCUCAAGUCUUUGUAUCUUCAUAACAUGCCAAAAAUAAAACGACUCGAUUCUAAAUUCUAUGGGAAUGAUGAGGAUCGUGUCUUUCCAUCAUUAGAUGUGCUACGUAUUGAGAAAUUGGAAGCAAUGGAGGCUUGGUUUGAUGCUGCACCAACAACAUAUGACUGUCUGUUUCCUUGCUUGACUGAAUUGUAUCUAAAAGAUUGCCCAAAUUUGCAAGAGUUGCCCUCUUUGCCUCCUAAGCUCAAGAAAUUGAAGAUAGAUAACAUUGGGUGGAAAGCUCUGAACUGGCAACGUGGCACGGGCAACAGUUGCAGCACUUCAAAAUCCAUUCCCCUUGAAACAUUAAAAGUCCUUCGCUGCCCCAACAUUAGAUCUCUUCCACUGGCUGAAGAAACAGCGAGACUUGCAGCACUUAGAAAGUUGACAAUUGUAGAUUGCCGCAAUCUCAUCUCUCUAAGAGGACUGCAAGGAGUGGAAGCCAAUGAGAAUCAUGAGCUCAUUCUCAAUAAACUUGUUAUAAGCAGUCCAUCCGUGUUGCAAAUGGUGCCAUUGAGAAGUCUCACCUCCCUUCAAAAGCUGGAAAUUAAGGAUAAUAAUGACCUGGUUUCAUUUCCAGUUGAGGCAGAACAAUGGUUUCUUCAAGUUAGCUCAUCCCUUCAUGAGUUGAACUUUGAAAGCCUCAAAUCCCUGGAGUCCCUUCCUACCACCUUGUCAAGCCUCUCUUCACUCAAGAUUCUAUAUGUGCAUGAGGUUCCUCAGCUGAAGCUAUUGCCGACCAUCCCCAUCUCUCUUGUUAAUUUACAUCUUAGCUUCCUAGAAUCAUUGCAGUGCUUACAGCCUUUGUCGCACUCUUCUCUCAAGCAUCUCUACUUAGGAAUGAUUCCACUCCGAAAUCUGCCAGACCUUCCUUCCUCUUUGUAUAGGCUGUCUCUGCAUGAUCUUGAGAAGCUGGAUUGCUUGCCGUCUUGCCUUUAUAAUCUUUCUUCUCUCCGAACUCUUUUCAUUCAUAACGUUCCUCUGCUCUGGGAAUUACAACACCUCCCUCCCUCCUUGGAAGAACUCUCCGUCUGCGGUUGUCAACCAGCGUUUAAGAAGCGCUAUCAAAAGCUUGCUGGCUCUGAUUGGCACAAGAUUUCUUAUAUUUCAAAAAUCCUUAUUUCUACCGAGCUCCCCUUCUGAUGUAAUUUUUUUGGCUGGAUUUAUACAGCACAUAAAACAAUGGAAUUUAAAUAUUUCAGUCUCCUAACUUCAUUGUUUACAUAUAUAACACUCUGUUACAACGGCAAGUCGGCUGACAAUUUCGCGCAAUUGUGUUUCCCUUUGAUGAUGAGGCCAGAAGAGGGCAACACAGGAUUGUGUUGUUCGUUGCCAUUCUUUCAAAAAAGUAAGUAAUGCAAAUUUCAUAUUCUUUUGCUUAUUUC